AUGGAAUUUACUCUGAUCGCCGAUACAGUCGCAGUCUGCACGGCUAAGCAAGGCUUAGUGUUUGGGAAGUCUCUCCUUCAUCGAUUGGAUUUGGCGGCCAAUCACAUUUCAUUCGCCGAUUACGCCGCUGAUCAGUCAUUGGGCGGAAUCGUACAAUCGUCGGCGGUUGUCUUCCCCGUCGAUGCAAUCGCGCCUCCACCUGUCAGAUCCAGCUCUUACAAGACCAUCCGCCGGAUCCGUAAAAGACGGCGUACCAGUACCAGGCGGGUCUCCUUCAGCGGUGAUUCGGACGACGGAGGUGAUUUUGGUCGUUUUUUGUUAGAAGGCGAUUUCGGUGGUAACGACGGUCCAUUCGGAUUCGGUGGUGGCGGUGGCGGUGGAAAGGGAUGGAAUUCAGGAGGAGGUGGUGGUAACUGGGACGAGUCUUCGUCUUGGUCUGAUCCAGCAAUGGAAUUCGUGUACGAAGUGAUUUGCUGGAUCGCUUUAUCCAAUUGCGUCCACUUCGCAUUCAAGAGGAUAGUGAGGAUCGUGACGGACGGUGAUAGGGAGAAGCUGAACAUUGAAUUAUCUUCGGUUUGCUGA
This is a messenger RNA of Microthlaspi erraticum, 582 nucleotides long. The record is from the annotation of a GenBank genome assembly. Lineage: Eukaryota; Viridiplantae; Streptophyta; Magnoliopsida; Brassicales; Brassicaceae.